GAAAUUUUUGAAGGAUAUGUCCGGGCUUUUCUGGAUCGCGGAAGAGGAAUAUAUUCUGCAAUUGAAAACCUCUUUGAUAAUCAUAUCUCUUCUUUGUUUGAUGGCAGCACAAUUAGAGGCAAUGUUCGCGCGCGCUGAGUGCUGCGCUGAGCGGGAGCACGUAGCGGCUCUGCGGUUGAUCAUGCGUGCGCUGUUUCGCGUCGCCAAUCUGCUGUUGAUAUACGCUUCAGUCAUUGAGAACGGCUCGCUAAUGCAGAUUUACGUGUGGUACACGCUCGCCUACAUCGUGGUCGGAGUGCCGGUUGCCAUCGCCGACAUGCUGCUGGGACUCAAGCAUGAGGAACGUAUCGCCGUCGACUUUGUCACUGAGAUCGUGUUCCUCUUCGUGUUGUCUCGGUGUCUCCCUGUAGUGAACACCUACAGAAUACAAUUAACUGAACUGGAGCGAGCGAAAUGGUGACUACAAGAUUGAUUUCAGCAACACGCUGGAUGGAUGGAUUUUUGUAUGUAAUUAUAAUGUUUACCUACGAUGGCAUCUAAAUACGUACCUACUCACUUAAUGAAAUUAAAACCGUUAAAUUAUUGAA
Messenger RNA from Cydia pomonella (codling moth), 587 nucleotides. RefSeq lists its product as uncharacterized. The record is from RefSeq and is a predicted model, not a curated record. NCBI's taxonomy places the organism in Eukaryota, Metazoa, Arthropoda, Insecta, Lepidoptera, Tortricidae. Bases 17 to 460 code for a protein of 147 amino acids. The transcript is spliced from 4 exons.